Eimeria necatrix is the source of this 632-nucleotide messenger RNA. RefSeq names its product zinc finger, putative. The annotation marks the transcript as partial. The transcript has a single exon. The record is from RefSeq and is a predicted model, not a curated record. NCBI's taxonomy places the organism in Eukaryota, Apicomplexa, Conoidasida, Eucoccidiorida, Eimeriidae.
GGGGCCCCGGGGGGGCCCCCGGGGGCCCCCCGGGGGCCCCCGGGGGCCCCCCGGGGGCCCCCGGGGCCCCCGGAAGGGCCGGGGACUGGAGCUGCGGGCACUGCGGAAACCUGAACUGGGCCCGGAGGGCCUCGUGCAACAUUUGCAAUGCCCCGAAGCCCUCGGCUUUGGAUGAACCUCGAAGAGGAAGAGGGGGGGGACAUUUUGAUUUACAAGACCCUAAUGACAGGAGAGAACAUGACUCGGAUGGAGAGACUUUCGACGAGUUUGGCCGGAAGAAGAGGCUCAAAACGAGGGGUUUAGGCCUGCUGCAGCAGCAGCAGCAGCAGCAGCAGCAGCAGCAGCAGCAGCAGCAGCAGCAGCAGCAGCAGCAGCAGCAGCAGCGCGCGCGCGGCGCGGAAGACGGACUCAAACUCGUCUUUCCCCCCGCGCCGCUGCGCCUCCCCGAAAGCGAAGACAGCGAAGAAGAACCCGACGGGAUCCGAUCCCGAUCCCGAUCCCGAUCCCGAUCCCGCGAGCGACGCUCCCGAUCCCGAUCCCGCGAGCGACGCUCCCGGUCCCGCGAGCGACGCUCUCGGUCCCGCGAGCGACGGCACAGGCGCUCCAGGUCCCACGAACGCUCCAGAAGAUGA